This is a messenger RNA of Prorocentrum cordatum, 2834 nucleotides long. The record is from the annotation of a GenBank genome assembly. Lineage: Eukaryota; Dinophyceae; Prorocentrales; Prorocentraceae.
GUCGAGGCGCCCCAGCAGGCCGCGGGCGAGCCGGCGGCCCGGGCCUACCGCCGCCGGCGCGGGGGGCCCGUGGUCGAUCUCGACCCGGAGGCUUCAGCGUCGGCCUCGCCUCGGGCGACGGGUGCGGGCCCACCGGCCGCUGGGGAGCCAGGCCUUCAGAACGCCGAGGAUGGGCUGGCGUGGUGGAUGAGAAGCUGGCGCUGCGGGAGUUCCACGCGCUGAAGCUCGCCGAGAGGGUGACUGGGCGCGUGGACCGCCCGGUGGCGCGAAAGGGGGCGGAGACCAGCCUGGAGUUCGCGGAGGAGCUGACCGCCCAGCUUGCAGCGCACGAGGACAAUUUCAAGAAGAUCAAGGCAGCCAUCACCGCCAAGCAGGCGGAGGCUGUCAUCCCCAACCAGUCCAAGGUCGGGGGCAUCAACAGUGGCAUCGAGCUGCUGCAGAGCUUCGGCAAGAUGCUGGAGGCGAUGGACGCCCACUUCGGAGGCAUGGACGUCGACGGCAAGGUUGAGUUCGACCCCGCAGAUCCUGCCAUCCAGUCCUGCGUCAAGGAGGCUGGAGUUGACGUCGAUGACCCCGCCAAGGCCAAGCGGCUCCUGGCGGCCCUGGGCAAUGUCCUGGAUGAAAAGUUGCUACCAUCGCAACGAGUGGGGUCGGUACGCCUCAAUGUGGGCUUGGCCGUGCCGCUGCACGUAGUUUCCCUGCACCUGGUCACGAGCAUCGGCCUGGCCAUGCAGAACAUAGACAUUCUGGCGCAGCUCAUGGAGUACCUCGGUUCACUUCCUGGGCCGUGGAUCGCGCCUGGAGACUUCAACGUGCUGCCCGAGGAGGCGCAGGAGUGGGCGCAGCGUGUUCACGCGAUCCCGUUGACAACGGGCGCGCCAACUUGCGGUGGCAGAGAGAUCGAUCCUGGCGUCUGCUCGCGCGUGCUUUCUGGCUUCAUCCACGCAGUGGCGCCGAUUGAGGGCUCGACGCUGCAGACGCACAUUGCUGCGCACGUUCGGCUCCGAGGCUCGGGGAGGCAGGCGCGCGUGACGCGCCUAGUUUUUUCCCACCCAAGUUUCCGAUUUGCAAGCCGCCCCCCGUGCGGCCUGCGCCACAUAUUGUUUCAGGCAAUGAGUGGCCCUGGGCGAUUGGUGAGGCACUCCCUGGAGACCUCGGCGAGGCGUGUGCUGCUUGGUUUUGUCAUGCCGAAGGCUAUCUGUCGGAGUUUCACGGCCUGUCGGACUGGGCUCAAGGGGCCUGGAUGGGGUCGCGCCGAGAGUUUUAAGACAGCGAAUGAGCCGUUCAUUCAGGUUUGGGGGCGCUCACUCAAGCAGCAUUCUGGUAGCGAGUACAAAGCCUGGGCCAGGUUCUAUUCGGCGGCCUUUCGCUUGUCGGAGUUGGGCGUUGCAGCCGGAGCUCGUCGGUGCCCGUCGCUGGCUGCAUUGCGAAGGCAGAGUAAGGUUGUCAGUUGCAUUGUUCUCAACUGCUGGCCUCAGUCGGGGUCGCUCAGCAAGUGGGCCGAGACCCCGCGUCAGGACUUAGUCGGUUUAACCGCGCCAGGCAGUGAUGUGCCACGGGGCGAUGGGGAGUCGGCCAGGGCCUCGCACUUCAUGGAGGGGCGCUCCAGCGGUGAGGCACCGGGCGAGCCCGGGGCGGCCGCGCCCGCGGGCUCGGCGGAGCAGGCCGACCACGAAACGUUCAGGUGGCCGGCGUGGGGCAACGCUGUGGGCGGGGGGGUGCGCGGGCUCAAGGGCGGAGCUGCUGGAGGUGAUCUGUUCACCGAGCCCACGAAGAAGGCGAAGCGCCCGGAGGCGGAGCGGGAGGGCCUGGAGCGGCAGGCGGAGGAGCGCGCGCAGCGGGCGCUGGCGUCCGUGCCGGGCGGCGCGCAGAAGCUGGCUGCGGUGAGGCGGAAGAUCCUCGAGCAGCUGCUGGCGGAGCAGCGGCAGCCCGCGGCGAAGCGGCCUCGGCAGGAGCGGCAGGAGGAGACACCACCCCAGGCGCCCGCGGCCACGAUGCGGCCUCCUCCGCCGCGGCCGCCGCCGCCGCAGGCGCCCGGCGCCCCGCGGCCGCGGCAGCCCCCGAGCCACGGGCUCUUCUGGGACCGUCUAGAAAGCGCCAGUGCCGGGCCGACGCGCCCGCCGCGGGCUCCUCAGGCGGCGCAGCCCCCGGCCUCGAGCGGCGCGCCCGAGGCGCCAGGGUGGGCCGGCGGCCGCGGCGAGGCCGCCGACGGGGGCGUCUCCGCGCACUCGCAGCAGGAGACCUGCGCACUGGACGAGGACCUGGAGGAGCUGCGCCGGGUGCGGGACGACCUGAGGGAGCAGUGCAACAGGAAGUGGGAGGAGAAGCGCGAUGCGGACGACACCCUAAAGAGAUUACAGGGGGUGCUGGUCAGAACGCUCGAGGAAGUAACCAGUCGCGAGACGGAGAUCCAGAAGCUGGUUACCGACCAGGAGGCGGCGUUGGAAAGCUUCGAGAAGGCGAAGGCCGAGAUGGCUUUCCUCCAGACAGAGGGCCAGGACCCGAAAGGCGGGCCAAGCGCUGCAGAAGUCGAGGAGUUCAUCCGCGCCAACGAGGUAGACAUCGCUGCUGCUUCGCAGCUCAGGGAAAGCACACCACGAGUGCAGCGGGUGGUGCUCAACCGUGGGUCGUUCAAAAACGUGCUGAACAACUCGUCGGCGCUCCUAGCACGAAUCAGGGACGCUCGCCAAGGGAACCCAGACGGGGGCGCCGAUGGCAUGCUCUCCCGGUGCGCGAUGGCCAGUGCCACGGCGGACUUGGAGAGGGUGCGCCAGCAGAUGGCGCUGUCCGAGCCGAAGCUGAGGGAGAAGGAGCGGCUGCUCUCGCACGUGUCG